CGAAUUAUUCUGUUGAGAGCAAGAGUCGCGAGCGGAGUUCGAAAUUUGCAGUCGAGCGAGAAAUACGGGUCAGUGUGUGAACGCUUCCAAGUUGCCAAAGUCGGUGUCCAAAAAAACAAGAAAAGAAAGGCAAACAAAGACAGUUCCCAGCUUUUGUGAAUCAUGCGAAAAAGUUACUUCAUUGCGUCGCUGACGCUCUGCUUAACGCUUUGCUUAUUAACUUCAGUGACUGCCAAGUCUGGAGAGGAUCAGUGGGUGUGGCGCACCUACAAUCGCAGAGAGCGCGCGUUUCGCGACAAGGAUAUCGAUCGCUCCGCCUCCAUACGCAACUCCUACGACAACAAGUUGAGGCGGGAGCCAACUACCCGAAGACCGCUGCCUGGUGAGCCGGAGAACGAUGAAAUCGAGGAUUACGUGGAUGCCGAACCCAAUGUGAGCAGCUCGCCUACCGUUGGCACGCGUCAAUUCAAUCCCUACGGCAAUCCGAGUGCCUACCCGGGCCAGCCCACAGCUGGAGGUCAGUUUGCCAAUCCAGGUGGUUUUGCUGGAGGCAGUCCUGGAGUGCUUGUGGGUCCAGGUGGACCCACUGGCGUCAUAGGGCGUCAGCCUUAUCCAUAUCCCGGUGUCUAUCAGCCAGGUCUUGGUGGCUUUGGCGGCGCACAGAAUGGUCUGGGCUUUGGCAGCUAUCCCGGUGUCUAUGGCGGCGCAGGAGCAUCAGCUUAUCCUGGUCUAGGCGGCGCUGGAAAUUUCGCUGGUGCUGGAUUAGGAGCAACUGCUUAUCCUGGAGUGGGUGCAACUUAUCCAGGCGCUGGCAACUUUGGCGGCUUUAGUGGCGCGCAAUCUGGCGCGGGACUUGGCCUGGGACAAUAUCCAGGUGCUGGCAAUCAGUAUCCCUUCAAUCCCUAUCAAGGUGCCGGCACAGACUUUAACAGCAAUCAGUUUGCUGCAGCCGGUGGACAAUACCCUGGACUGGGACAGUUCCCAGGGAAUCAGUACAGCGGACCGCAGUUCACCGAGGGCUACGGACUGGCGGGACUUGGUCUGGGUCAGGCUGGACUUCCUCCAACAGGCUUUGGUGGAAAUUAUGGCGCUGGCGGCUUUGGAUACGACGAAAAGUCGCCUGCGGUGGCGGUGGCCGAGGGCAAGAGUGCUAAGAAUGUGGCCAGCACACCAUCGACUGUUAAUAAUAAGCUCAAGAAGGUUUAGUGACCGUCACGUUCUUACAUCUCAACUCACUGCCCAGUUAGCAUAGCAUUUCAUUGUAUUAUAUAGUAUUAUAGUAGUUAAUAAAAGACAAGCUUGCUUGUCUCUGUUGACCUUG
Drosophila nasuta is the source of this 1321-nucleotide messenger RNA. RefSeq names its product spidroin-1. The record is from RefSeq and is a predicted model, not a curated record. Bases 163 to 1206 code for a protein of 347 amino acids. The transcript has a single exon. NCBI's taxonomy places the organism in Eukaryota, Metazoa, Arthropoda, Insecta, Diptera, Drosophilidae.